UUGCUGCAUCCAACUUAACUUUGUUUUGGUUGGUUUUCUUGUACGAGGAAAAUUUCGUAAAAACUAAUAAAAUAAACUACAAAUAAAUUGAGUAAAAUUAAAUAAAAAUCUUUAAAGUUAUUCUCUAUAUGAAAUUAAGAGUUCUGUGCGAUAUGUGGUGCAUCAAAAGUGGCAUAGAGUUUACUCCUUAACGCGUGAUUAGCAAUGAAACCUCUGCCCUGUCAUAACCGACGACGUCGUCUUCGUAAAUCUUGCUAAUUUAAUUAAUUAAGCCUUAAUUAAAAGGAACUUUCGGCUUCAUAUCGUGAUUUAUUGCGUACCCUCUGGGUGAAUAACGGUGAUUUUUGCCUCUUUGAUACACUUCAUAUGUGUUACUGGACUGGGUAAAACGAAAUCAUCAACCUGUCGCAGUUUAUGCCCUCUAACUCUGCAAUGGAUGAACAGUUGAUUGAUGAAGUAGCCCUACAUGCGGUUAUAUACAAUCGACAGAAAUAUUACCUCAAUGGCUGUGUCAAUGGUCAGAAUCCGGCAGCAAAUAAAUACGAGACAAAAGAUGAGGCUUGGCAAGAGAUUGCCAUGAAGCUAAGAAGUGAUGUGGAAACUUGCAAAAAACGCUGGAAGUAUUUACGCGAACGCUAUGUUAGUCAACGCAAACAAGGAGAUCCACCCGUAUACGAACAUCUGUCCAGACCCUAUCUGGAGAAAAUGAAAUUUCUGGACCAGCAUAUACAGCCACGCAAAUCCUAUCGCAAUGUGCCCAACUUUCUUACCUCACCCCACUCGGCGAAUGGUUCCAACUUUAAUGAUUAUAAUAUGGAUUCGAAAUCGAAUAGUUCAUUAAAGAGUAUGGGUCACUUUGGCCAACAUCAUCCGUUUCAAGACCAACAGCAUGCCAUGAAUGCUUUGAGUUCGGCGGCAGCUGCUGCCUCAGCCUUAGAAGGUGAUGGUCGUGUUAAAUUAGAGGCCGAUCAAGUUUUCAGAGAUUUUGCGGCGGCGGUGCAUGGCCAAUUGCAUCAUCAGCAAGCUGCGGUGGCUGCAGCCUUGGCUGCCGAUCCCUCCCAAAGUUACAAUGAGCAUUUUCGUGAUGCUGCCAAUGCUUUAUCGGCUGUGGCCAGCGCCCAACACAAUGGCAAUGGUGGGGUUCUGGGUGGCAUGCACUCAUCUUCGUCGUCGGUUAAGUCACCGCUCUCCUCACCACUUGGCGCCACCCACAAUGGUACAAAUAGUGCUGGACACUCUUCAACGCCUACGCAUCAGUCAUCGACUUCUAACCUCAACAAUGCAACAUCUUCGGCGGGCCCUAGCAGUAGUAUGAGUGUAGCCAACAAUCACUUUAGUAAUUCGAGUUUUAGUGAAAACCAUCAAGAGGAUAUGGAUUCCUCCUCCAGCGGUAACUAUGUGAAAAAGCCUCGUGUACAUUUAAUGAAUCAUACUGCCAGCGAAACAGCCACAGCAGCCCAACAACAUAGUCACAAUAAUGGGCUGCCGCACCACCACAGCAACAGUAAUGGCAAUGCCAAUGCCAAUCAUCAACAACAACAUUCAAAUAAUCACCAUCAACAGCAUGCAAAUAAUGCCCUGAAUAAUUCCAAUAGCUCUCAGUUUGGUGGAGGCGAUGAAACCGAUGAAGAUUCUGAUGAAAAUAGUGCUUCUAUGUUGCAGCCUCAAACCAUACUCAAUGAACACAAUAAUGACAAUCCCUAUAACAGUGCUUUGGCAGCCCCCUCUCCAGCUCCCUCAAAUGCUUCAUCAACAAAUGCUCUGCAGCGUAGCGUAGGGGCACCGCAGCACUUAAAUGCCAACACCAGCAAUGGCGGCAACAUGUUCUCCACCAAUGCCGAUUUUCUACAAUUACUGUAUCAGCAAUUGCCACAUAGCCAACAGCAGAAUAAUAUGCCACAGCAACAAGGGUUUGGUAAAUUCCAAGUACCACACAAUCCCCCGCCCACGCCACCGGCUGUGCAACGCAGCUCGGAACAACUGCUGGGCGAAUUGGUAACCACAGAGCUGUUGAAAAUGUCAAAGGAGAGACGCAAAAGUGUACAAAAAAGAAUCUUGGAAAUAUUAUUCUUUGACGAUUGAGCAGAUGAGUUACCUCCAAAGUGAAGUUACGGUUCUAGGCUUUUCUUGUUUUUCUUUUUACUUUUUUUUGAACGGAGAACAUAAAGACUCGUUGUUUUAUCUACUUAUCUACAAAACACUACCCUACCCAACAUAUCCACAUUUACUCAAAAACCCUCGCCCAUGUUUUAUCUGCUAUACAUGCAAAAACAAACUAAAACACCUAACAUCAUAAGUAUAUAGAUAUACAAUUGAUUGAAAACUUUAGUUCUAAGCAAUUUCUAUUAUAGCUUGCUUAAGUUAAUGUCUGUCUUCUAUUUAUUUGUAUUUGUUCCAUUUUUUGUUUAACUGUCUAGGCAAUUCAAAAUCCAUUCCAAAAACAAAACUUUAACAAACAAGCAUGUGCAUCUGACACUUUUACCAGUAUACAAUCUAUAUUUAUAUACCGAAACACAUCAAGCCCACCUAUUUUUAAGUAAUAAAAAAAAGUAAUCUUUACAUAUAAUUUGGAAUUAUAUACAAAGAAAUAAUUUUGUCCUACUUCCUAACUUCUAGUCAGUAUACAAACAUCGUUUAAUUUUUGUAUAUUUUUUUUUAUUAUUUCUGCCUACUUUUUUGAUUUAUUCUUAUUAUUGUAUAUCUAGUUAUUAAGAUUUUAAGUACAGAAAAUUUCCUUAAAUGUGUAUUUACAUUACCGUA
Stomoxys calcitrans (stable fly) is the source of this 2760-nucleotide messenger RNA. RefSeq names its product GATA zinc finger domain-containing protein 14. The record is from RefSeq and is a predicted model, not a curated record. Gene Ontology annotation, cellular component: transcription regulator complex; nucleus. The transcript has 2 exons. Gene Ontology annotation, biological process: regulation of transcription by RNA polymerase II. NCBI's taxonomy places the organism in Eukaryota, Metazoa, Arthropoda, Insecta, Diptera, Muscidae. Bases 415 to 2082 code for a protein of 555 amino acids.